CUCAUCGGGUUUUCACUGAGAGAGAGAGAGAGAGAGAGAUUUUGGUGUAAAAGGCCAUGGAAGGCAUUUUGAAGUCAGAUAUAUAGAGGACGAUAGACAAAUGGCGGAUUCGAGCGAUUCUGUUUCCAUUGAUAUGGAGGCAUUGUCUCUCGGACAGGAACACCUUGUGAAAACUAAUCAUGGCCCUGUAUGCGUUGCCGUAUACGGAGAUCCAGACAAACCGGCUCUUAUCACAUACCCAGAUGUAGCUCUAAAUUAUAUGUUCUGUUUCCAAGGAUUAUUCUCUUGUCCAGAAGCAAGCUCCUUGCUCCUCCACAACUUCUGCAUAUAUCAUAUAAAUCCUCUGGGCCAUGAGUUGGGAGCCCCUUCGAUCUGCUUGGAUGCUCCUUCGCUCUCGGUCGAUGAUUUAGCGGACCAAAUAGUCGAGGUUCUUAACUAUUUCGGACUUGGCACAGUAAUGUGUAUGGGUGUCACAGCGGGUGCUUAUAUUCUGACGCUGUUUGCUAUGAAGUACAGGCAAAGAGUUCUUGGUUUAAUACUCGUCUCUCCACUGUGCAAAGCACCUUCGUGGGCAGAAUGGUUGUACAACAAGGUUAUGUCCAAUUUACUUUACUACUAUGGCAUGUGUGGCGUGGUUAAGGAAUUGCUACUUAAACGAUACUUCAGCAAGGAAGUUCGUGGUAAUGCUCAAGUUCAAGAAUCCGAUGUCGUUCAAGAAUGUAGAAGAUUACUUUGUGAGCGGCAGAGUACAAACGUGUGGCGAUUUCUCGAAGCAAUCAACGGGAGAGUAGACCUAAGCGAAGGGUUGAGAAAACUGCAGUGCCGAUCAUUAAUAUUCAUAGGGGAGCAUUCUCCUUACCAUUCCGAGGCCGUCCACAUGACAACCAAACUCGACAGACGGUAUAGCGCCUUAGUUGAGGUACAAGGAUGCGGGUCAUUGGUGACGGAAGAGCAGCCGCAGGCUAUGAUGAUACCGAUGGAGUAUUUCAUGAUGGGGUACGGAAUAUACAGACCAACGCAGAGUGUGAGCCCCAGAAGUCCAUUGAGCCCCACCCGUAUCUCCCCUGAGCUUCUGUCCCCUGAAAGCAUGGGCUUGAAGCUCAAACCCAUCAAGACACGUGUCCCCAUCUCCUAAUAUUAUCCCCUUCCCCCCCCAAAAAAAAAAGUAACCAACACAUACAUGCAUAUCAAAAUAAGAACAGCAACCACUACUCCGGCCUCUGCAUAUGCCUUCAUAUACAUGUCUCUCUGUGUGUGUGUAUACACGCAGCAAUAUGCGUUUGAUAAGUCAGUUGUGGAGGUGUUGUGUUAGCGUUGUUUCUGCGUGUCAGAUACAGGCUGUGGAUAUAGAGAGGGGGUCAAUAUACAUGUAUAGGGAAACAGAGAGAGUGAGGGUCUUGGGGGAUGAGGAGGGAUAUAAUAAGGUCAUGCUAGAGAGAGAAUAUAUAUAUAUAUAUAUACACACACAGGUGAUAGGUAUUUUUGUUAUGGACGAUGAUGAUGAUGAUGUUGAUGAGUUAUUGUGUAAAUUCUCUCAAUUAAUAAAAUCCAUUGUUAGAGCCCCUC
Molecule: messenger RNA, 1566 nt
Organism: Tarenaya hassleriana
Lineage: Eukaryota; Viridiplantae; Streptophyta; Magnoliopsida; Brassicales; Cleomaceae
Product: pollen-specific protein SF21
Exons: 11
Coding region: 101-1135 (344 amino acids)
Source: RefSeq, a predicted model, not a curated record